Messenger RNA from Caenorhabditis bovis, 567 nucleotides. NCBI's taxonomy places the organism in Eukaryota, Metazoa, Nematoda, Chromadorea, Rhabditida, Rhabditidae. The record is from the annotation of a GenBank genome assembly.
AUGCAACCUCUGCGACCAAUCGACAUCGUGCUACCGUUCUCCGUGAAGGCAUUUGGGUUCACGUUGGACGCUCAGGAGGACUGCGAUCAUCUUCCACACACCAAACGGAAUUACUCGAACGCUGGAGCAGUUCGUGUUCGAUCGUUCAAUCGCGGAGACACCGGACAUCGACAAACGAAGACGACGGAAUUCAAACCGAAAGUUAACGAUGUCGUCCUCAUCGAACAGGAGGGCGUGCCCAUCCACAAGUGGCCGAUGGCUCGGAUCACGGAAGUCAAAAGUCGCUCAGCCCAGGUGAUCAACGGACGAACCCGGCGGAAACAGGAAUACCCCCAUAAACGAUUGUUUUUCCUGGAAGCCGACCCGACACGUGACCCCGAGAACGAGAGCACUACGGACUCACGCCCCAAAACAAGCAAUGCUCCGAAUUCACCGGAAACGAAAACGUCGCCUCCAGGGCCGGGAGACCAGGAACUGCCAGCGGCUGUGGAUCCGAUACAGGGAGCACCUCUUGCAGUCGGGAGUGUCACGGAUGACGUGGAGGAGAAAAGAUGGAAGACGAGAUAA